AUGCCGGUCGCCAUUGCUUCUCAGGCCCAUGAUGCCGCCCUCAAGCGUCGUUUGGCGCUUGCUAGCUCGACUGGGCCAAUGGCUGCCUUCCAAAACCUCCGUGUUGUGGGUAUUUGCCUGUUUGCGUGUAUUGGCGGAUUGUUGUACGGUUACAACCAGGGUGUUUUCAGCGGUGUCUUGACCAUGACCUCUUUUGGCAACCACAUGGGUGACUACAUCCAAAACUCAACCAAAAAGGGUUGGCUUACCUCCAUCCUGGAAUUGGGUGCUUGGUUUGGUACUCUUUAUUCUGGUUUCGUUGCAGAAUCCUUUAGCCGAAAGUACGCGAUUUUGUUCAGCACCGGUAUCUUUAUUUUGGGUGUUGUUAUUCAGUGUACUGGUGUUACUUCGGCAGGGGCAAACUCAAUUUUGGCUGGACGAUUCAUUGUUGGUAUGGGAGUUGGAGCGUUGUCAAUGAUUGUGCCAAUGUUGAUAAUAGAUAACGCUGAGUGCGCUCCUCCUGAAAUUCGAGGUCUUCUCAUCUCUCUUCAACAAUUGUCAAUUGAAUUUGGUAUUCUCAUUUCCUUCUGGAUUGACUACGGAACCAACUACAUUGGCGGUACUGGAGAAACUCAGAGUGACGCAGCUUGGCUCGUCCCUCUCUGCCUCCAACUUGUCCCUGCAGUCAUCCUUUUUGUCGGAAUGAUCUUCAUGCCUUUCUCCCCCCGAUGGCUUGUGCACCAUGAUCGUGAAGAAGAGGCCCGUCGCGUUAUUAGAACGCUUCGUGGUAACGUCCCGAAUGCUGAUGAAGUCGUUGAGCUUGAAUUCCUUGAAAUCAAGGCUCAGUCUUUGUUCGAAAAGCGAUCUACGGCCGAGAAAUUCCCUCACUUGGCAGAACCAACUGUUUGGAACAAUUUGAAAUUGCAGUUUGUUGCUAUUGGUUCUCUAUUUACUUCUAUGCCUAUGUUUAAGCGAGUCAUAGUCUCUACAGUGACCAUGUUCUUCCAGCAGUGGACCGGUAUUAAUGCCGUGUUGUACUAUGCUCCUACUAUCUUCAAUGAUUUGGGCUUGUCUGGUAAUACCACCUCUCUAUUGGCCACUGGUGUCGUUGGUAUUGUCAUGUUCCUCACCACAAUUCCGGUAAUGUUCUACAUUGACCGAUUCGGACGUAAACCAAUCCUCAUCUCCGGUGCCUUGGCAAUGGGUUUCAACCAUUUGGUCAUUGCAGUUAUCUUCGCACGGGAUUCAAACAAUUGGCCAGACUAUCGCGCUGCAGGUUGGGCCGCUAUCGUCAUGGUCUGGCUCUUCGCUGGUAAUUUUGGUUGGUCUUGGGGUCCAUGUGCCUGGAUUGUUGUUGCCGAAGUUUGGCCACUCAGUGCUCGACCAUAUGGUAUCGCCUUGGGUGCUAGCUCUAACUGGAUGAACAACUUUAUCGUCGGUCAAGUCACUCCGGAUAUGAUUACUCAUUUGAAGUACGGUACUUUUAUCUUCUUCGGCGUUAUGAUCAUCCUGGGCGCGGGUUUCGUUUAUUUCUUUGUGCCUGAGACGAAGCAGUUAACUCUCGAGGAGAUGGAUGUUAUCUUUGGUAGCCAGGGUUUUGCUGCUGCGGAUCAGGAGAGACUUGAUCAGAUCUAUCGUGAGUUGGGAUUGACUGACCGCAUCAGUGAUACCGAGGCAGUUGAGGUGAAGGAGCACGACAUCAAGGCCGAGUAA
This is a messenger RNA of Talaromyces proteolyticus, 1692 nucleotides long. Its product is annotated as putative MFS sugar transporter. The record is from RefSeq and is a predicted model, not a curated record. Bases 1 to 1692 code for a protein of 563 amino acids. The transcript is spliced from 5 exons. Gene Ontology annotation, cellular component: membrane. Gene Ontology annotation, biological process: carbohydrate transport; transmembrane transport. Gene Ontology annotation, molecular function: carbohydrate:proton symporter activity. NCBI's taxonomy places the organism in Eukaryota, Fungi, Ascomycota, Eurotiomycetes, Eurotiales, Trichocomaceae.